AUGUCCAGCUCGACGGCCAUUGACGGCGCUGGCUCCCCGACCCGGUCCUAUCGCAGUCGUCGGAUCGGCCUGCACGAGCGUUUCUGCCUGGCGCGCAACAAUGUCGGCUACGCACCGAUCGUGUGCAUCGUCGGCUCCUUUUCCCUCGGCCCCUCGUCGCCGUCGUCGCGACUCACACUCGAGGACAUGACGAGGAUCGUUUCGACGAGGAUCGACAACCUCCUCGCGCUGCUUCCCCUGCUAUCGUCGCGGAUCGAGGAUCGAUACGAUCCAAAGACGACCUGGAUCCCACCCUGCGCAGAGAACGGCGUCGAGGCGGCUACGAUCCUGCAUCUCCACCCCAUGCAGCAUCUGCCGUCACAAGAGCAAGGCAACGACGAGAGGAUGGGCGAGAUCAUGCACACGCGCCGCGAAGCGUGGAUGCACGACGUCGACGUCGAGUCGGGUCCGCUGUGGCGCGUCGACCUCUACCCCUUUUCCUCCUCCUCCUCCUCCUCCUCCUCCUCGCCGGCCGCGUCAGAUGCAGGGCCGGACGAGGUGGUGGUGAGCCUGACGACGCACCACGUCAUGGUCGAUGGAAAGGGUGCCGUCAACCUCUUUUCCACCUUGCUCGCCGCGUCCCCCUCUCCCUUUGAUCUCGAGUGCGAAGCGCGGAGGUGGGGCGAAGAGACGCGACGCAUCACGGGUCGCCGCGACGCCGACGAGGAUGGUGCCGGUGCACUGCCGCCGACGUCGGAUGGGGAUCUGGAUAUGAAGCCGUCCUGGCGCAUCCUCCUACCCGUCCUCGUCGAGACGUUGCUCAAGCCCCUCCUCCCGCAGCGCGUGUGGCAGUGGUAUGCGGGCGCCGAGUCCUGGCCGGGUCACCUCCCUUCCUCUCCCGAGUCGGCCCAUCAGAACGCAACGACGAGGGGGCUCAGGAAGCCACCGCACCUCUGUCCCGCCCACACCUCGAUCCUCUCCUUGUCGACGCCCCGCCUCCUCUCCCGCCUCAAGCGACGCGGCUCCAAACACGGCGUCGCGACGGUACAGGGACUCGUACACGCCGCCGCCUCUGUCUCGCUCUGGUACGCCGCCAUCACCGGCAACGACGAGAAUGAGGACAGGGAGGGCCAGAGGGGGAUCAGGGUGACGAGCGAGACGCCCUUUUCGGCCCGGGUGCCCGCGCGGGGCCACGGGGCGUGCACGGGCAACUACGUCGGCGAUCUCCCGUACACGGCCACGCUCGAUCCAGCAACGUCGUUCUGGAACAUGGCAAGGCGCUACGCCGACCUCAUCUCGAAACCUUCGACGCUCCAAGACGCGCUGCAAGGUCUGGGUCUUCUCUCCUACAUCCCCGACCACCCUCCCUCCUCGAGUCCAACGACGCCACGGCAGGGCGGGAUGGAGGCCUUCUUCACGGCGCGGAUGCACAGCCCCACGCCGCACCGCUGCUCGUUUGGCCUCUCGAAUCUCGGUGCGCUCGACGUCGACGCCCUCCUCGCACCGUGUCGCAACGUCGUAUGGUCCCAGACCCCGUCGCCGUUCGGUCCGGCCAUCCUCCUCGAUUGCAUCGGCUUCAAGCGGUCGCACUCCCAGCGCGACCGGAAGCUGGGGGAAGAGGAAGAGGAAGAGGGGCGAGGACAGGUCGAGUUGGCGAUCUCCAUCAGCCAUCGGCGUGGUGCCCUCGACCCCGGCGUCGUGUCCCGGUUCGAGGGGACGUUGCGCUCCGUCGUCCUCUUUCUCGCCGGUCAGCAAUCGGACGACGAAGACGAUGGACAAGGCGAUAUCACCGUCGAGCAGCUGGUCCAGGCGUCGCUCGAGGGUCGCAGUCGAAGAUAA
This is a messenger RNA of Pseudozyma flocculosa PF-1, 1818 nucleotides long. RefSeq lists its product as uncharacterized. NCBI's taxonomy places the organism in Eukaryota, Fungi, Basidiomycota, Ustilaginomycetes, Ustilaginales, Ustilaginaceae. The record is from RefSeq and is a predicted model, not a curated record. The transcript has 3 exons. The coding region runs from base 1 to 1818 and encodes 605 amino acids.